CUCGACUCCGACGGCCGCCUCGCCUCCUCGCCUCAUGCGCGUCUGUUCCUCGCCGCCGCCGUUCGCGCUCGGCGACCUUGCCGACGCCCAGCCGCCGAGGAAGCUCCCGCAUCCCACCUCUCUUCUCCAGCCCGCCCGCCUCCCUCCGCCCGCGGUGAGCCCCUGUCCGGCUGUCCGCCUGUUCCAGGUCCCAGCGCGCGGCUGUACCUCUGCCCUGCCGGAGCGCCGGCUGCCUGCGCCCUUGUCGCCGCUCGCCGGACGGCUGUUUGGCGGCCCUGCCCUCGCCGGAUCGCCCCCUCCAAAUCCGGCUGCAGUAAGAAUUGUUGAAGAAUGAAGAGGGCAGCAGACAUUGUUUCUCUUUCCAAAGAGAAGCUAUGAAGAUAGGGAAGAAGAAGAAGGCAGAGAAUAUGCCGGAUGUGGCUGAAGAGCAGACCCGCGAAGUUGUGUGUAUGCCAGUUGUGAUCGAAGAGCAAAUUGAAGAACCAACAUUGUCUAUGUCAAAUGUGACCAUAGAGCAAACUGAAGAUGUGUCACCGCCAUCACCACCGUUUUAUGAUUUUAGUCGUCUUAAACAUGAUCCUGGGGAAAGGCUACCCAUUGCAAGUUAUCCUAUCAAUGAUCAAGAUGCAGUUCGAAGAUCAUAUAUCCUUAAAAAGACAUUCAAACCUUAUGCGCAUGACUUUAAAAAAUGAACAAUUGGGAGUAGAGAACGUUCAUUCAAUCCUUUGUGGCUUCAUAAUCAUAGUUGGCUUGAAUAUAGUCUCCGUGGGAUGUAACUUUUC
Triticum aestivum (bread wheat) is the source of this 782-nucleotide messenger RNA. Its product is annotated as classical arabinogalactan protein 7-like. The record is from RefSeq and is a predicted model, not a curated record. Bases 35 to 334 code for a protein of 99 amino acids. NCBI's taxonomy places the organism in Eukaryota, Viridiplantae, Streptophyta, Magnoliopsida, Poales, Poaceae. The transcript has 2 exons.